Mytilus californianus (California mussel) is the source of this 2101-nucleotide messenger RNA. Its product is annotated as leucine-rich repeat-containing protein 74A-like. Gene Ontology annotation, molecular function: calcium ion binding; small GTPase binding; GTPase activator activity. Bases 175 to 1911 code for a protein of 578 amino acids. Gene Ontology annotation, cellular component: cytosol; nucleus; perinuclear region of cytoplasm. Gene Ontology annotation, biological process: activation of GTPase activity; nucleocytoplasmic transport. NCBI's taxonomy places the organism in Eukaryota, Metazoa, Mollusca, Bivalvia, Mytilida, Mytilidae. The transcript has 12 exons. The record is from RefSeq and is a predicted model, not a curated record.
AAAAAUGAUACCCUUAAUUUUGACAAUAUGGGUUAGCAGUGUUGAAUUGAUUUAGGCAUAUUAUAUUGAGAUGUGUGAUGAAAAUUCUACAUCAAAUUCAUAAAAUAAAAGAAAUAGAUUCUGUAUCUACAAAAUGACAUAAAUUGUGUAAAGUUAGAGAAGAAAAUUUGAAAGAUGACGGAAUUGUCGGAAGAUAACCUCCGUAACCACUUAGCCACACAACAUGGUCACUUCGAAAAAAAGAGAUCCACGAGUUUUAAGAGUGAUAAAGAUUCUGAAGAAAGACGAACUCCUACACAACGCGGAAGUGCUAAAUUGAAAAGAAUUUCGUCAUCUGCAAAAAGUGCGAAUUCCUUAUCGUCCAUUGAAGACAAAUUUAGUGCAUUAUCAACAUUAAUACAAGAUAGACUGCUUAUAACUGAAUUUCCCGGUAGAAAUUCAGCUGCAGGACGUAUUAAUGACGAUGGAGCCUUUGAAGAAGAAUUUCCCGACGAAACUCCGCCUUCCGGUCGUGUUACUAAGGAAGGAGAUUAUGACACUGAUUUGGAGAUGGAUUAUGACGAUUGGUUACACGCAGAAAAAAAUCUUAUUGAAGAAGAUAAAACCGGUGAACGAAAGUAUAUAGACAUUUGUAAUAAAACGGGUGUUAUACCGGUUUCUUAUUUUGUACGACACAUACAGAAUAAAGAAUUCGAAAUGAAAUAUCAUGGUCUUGGUCCUCUUGGUGCUAAAGCUAUUGCUCUUCCGCUCCGGUCAAAUAGAAAGAUAGAAAAAGUUAAUAUAGAAGGAAAUUGGAUUGAAAGUCAAGGUGCAAUAUACUUAGCUCAGAUGUUAGCCAAUAACAUUUACCUUACGGAACUGCAUUUAGCAGAAAACAAGAUAGGGAACGAUGGAGCAAAGGCAAUAAGUGAAAUGUUACUAAAGAAUGAUAUGAUUCAUACAGUUGACCUCUCUGGUAAUGAUAUCGAUGACAAUGGUGCAGAGUUAAUUUGUAGUACUCUUAUGAAAAACACAACAAUCAAACAUGUGUAUUUAAGCAAAAAUUCAUUUGAAGAGCGUGCAGCUAUAAGUUUUAAACACGUGUUAUUACAUAACGAAAGUUUAGAUACAAUAGACCUUAGUUGGAAUCAUAUCAGGACCAGAGGUGCUAGUGCUAUAGCGGAAGGCCUACAGGAAAACUUUGGUUUAAAAACCAUUAAUCUUGCUAUGAACGGGUUUUCUAUGAUGGGAUCGGAAGCCAUUGGAAAGGCAAUUAAACAAAAUAGAACUUUGAGAUCUCUAGACAUCAGUCACAACAGAAUCCCACAAGAUGGUGCCAAACAUAUAGCCAAAGGACUUUCAGAAAAUGAUGGCUUACAAGAGCUGAAGAUUGGCAGUAAUCCACUCGGAUCUGAAGGUCCCUUGAAUAUUCUCCAGGCAAUCGAGAAGAAUGACAUUUGUACUGUUACAGAACUAGACUUAUCUAAUGUAUUGGUCACAGAAGAGUUCCAAGAGCUACAAGACAAAUUAGAAAAAGACAGAAUUCUGACAGUUACACACGGUGGUAUAGCUGGAGAAGUGUAUAAUAUACAAACAAUAACAUUUGAUCCUUUACAUGAUUUUCGGAAGAACCCGGUCGGAAUGCUUCGGGAUAUUGCAAAAGAGGCUGGGUAUCGAAUGAUCGACUUAUUUAAGGAUUUCGAUAAAGAUGGAAACAGUUACAUUAGCAAAGAUGAGUUCGUAAUGGGAAUUAAGCGAGCCGGGAUGCAAGUCAGUGUUCGGCAGAUAGAAGUGAUCAUGGAGAAACUCGACACCAAUAAAGAUGGCUGUGUAGACUAUGCGGAGCUUAUAGCCGCAGAACGAGAACUUCGGAGAAAUAAAUUGGAACAGAAUAAUCUAAAGUUAGACAGGAAGAAUUCACAACUUGUAUGAAAAUCGACAAGAGUCUGAUACAGUUUUUAUCUUCUUUUUUCUUUAAGGAUUGUUGAUCAUGGAUAAUUUAGCAUUUAUAUCAAAUUUCAAUGAGGUCUUGUUUAAUACUUUAUCAUUGUAUAUUUUGAUGAAUAUUAUCAUACUUACUAUCUUGCACUUUCAUCUUGAAUCAAAUUAUCUUUUAAAUGAC